AUGGCGGUCCCGUCUGAAGGAUGGUUGAGUUUACGUUGGUUUUUGCAAGGGGCUGGCAUCUUAACUGUGCCAUUAAUUCACCAAUUGGUGCGAGUGUCAGACCCAGUUAUAGCUGAUGUAGUAUAUAAUUAUUUAUUGGUGAUUUCUGUGGCGUACAUAAUGGUGAAUUAUGCUGUUUUAUUUGUGUUCCACCGGCGGAAAUGCUAUAGACAGAUUGCCGCUCAAGCAUGCUUCAUCGGGAUCGUAUUUGGGAUUGGUCUCUCAUUCUCUCUACUGCAUCCACGCAUCGUUGCCUUCGGCUGCUACCUGUGUGUCCUCGGUUUCUUUCAUUUCUCGGAGUACUUUUCAACGUCCAUCUACAACUACGAGAGUCUGUCCAUCGACUCGUUUCUCCUAAAUCACAGUGUUGCUUACGCUGCCGCGGCAAUGUGCAGCUGGUGCGAGUAUUUCUUAGAGUUGUAUUUUUUCCCAGAUAUCAAGAGUGUGUGGUAUAUUAGCGUCUUUGGUUUGAUACUAUGUAUCUUUGGUGAAUGCCUUCGGAAAGUUUCCAUGUUAACAGCCGGAAGGAGUUUUAAUCAUUAUAUCCAAACGACGCGAGCUAGUGACCAUGUUCUGGUCACCCAUGGUGUUUAUGCAUGGUCCAGACAUCCGUCCUAUGUCGGCUGGUUCUACUGGAGCCUAGGAACGCAGAUUAUCUUGUGCAACCCCAUCUGUCUUGUUGCCUACACGGUCACAUCUUGGAGAUUCUUCAAUGAGCGGGUCGAGGACGAGGAGAUAACCCUUCUUAAUUUUUUCGGUGAGGACUACUUGAACUACCAGCAGAGAGUAGGCACAAAGCUGCCGUUCAUCUCCGGCUUUAAGAUGGAACUUUGACCUUUCGGACCGUCGAGUCCUACGUAUAUUUUCUCUAAUGUGUGUUGGGACAAGUGUAUGUUCAAAGUAUAGAAGUGUUUCCCCCUCCAGGGAAAAAAAAAAAAAAAUAAAAAAAAAAAUAGAAGUGUUUCCAAACAUCACACAAAGCCCAAGCAGAGGUUUAGCAAAAA
Asterias rubens (European starfish) is the source of this 1043-nucleotide messenger RNA. Its product is annotated as protein-S-isoprenylcysteine O-methyltransferase-like. NCBI's taxonomy places the organism in Eukaryota, Metazoa, Echinodermata, Asteroidea, Forcipulatida, Asteriidae. Gene Ontology annotation, molecular function: protein C-terminal S-isoprenylcysteine carboxyl O-methyltransferase activity. The coding region runs from base 1 to 873 and encodes 290 amino acids. The transcript has 4 exons. Gene Ontology annotation, biological process: C-terminal protein methylation. The record is from RefSeq and is a predicted model, not a curated record. Gene Ontology annotation, cellular component: endoplasmic reticulum; membrane.